Mercurialis annua (annual mercury) is the source of this 13528-nucleotide messenger RNA. RefSeq lists its product as uncharacterized. The record is from RefSeq and is a predicted model, not a curated record. The coding region runs from base 302 to 13312 and encodes 4336 amino acids. Gene Ontology annotation, biological process: protein retention in Golgi apparatus; protein targeting to vacuole. NCBI's taxonomy places the organism in Eukaryota, Viridiplantae, Streptophyta, Magnoliopsida, Malpighiales, Euphorbiaceae. The transcript is spliced from 64 exons. Gene Ontology annotation, cellular component: extrinsic component of membrane; membrane.
GUAAGUCUAAACUUCAAAAAAGUAAAAACAAACACGAAUCGCGCUCGUUUCUCUCUCUAAAACAAAAUAAUAAUAAUAAUAAUAAAAAAAGAACAAUCGUAAAUGUAACGUAAAAUUAGAAAUUACUUCCGAUCGAAAUUAUUAUUAUCUUUUGUUUGAUAAUUCAUUUUCUUGAAUAUUCUCGCCGAUCAAAAAGGAAAUCCAUGUUGAAUACUACUGUUACAGUAUCACUACCGCUACUAUCGCGUGAGCAGAUGAUCGUCAUCGCCUAAUCAAUCGACGGUCACCGGCGAACGGAAAGAUGUUGGAGGAUCAGGUGGCGUAUCUGUUGCAGAGAUACUUAGGGAACUAUGUUCGAGGUCUUAAUAAAGAAGCUCUCAAAAUCAGUGUCUGGCAAGGUGAUGUUGAGCUAACAAAUAUGCAACUGAAGCCGGAGGCACUUAAUGCAUUACAGUUACCUGUGAAGGUUAAAGCAGGAUUUCUUGGAUCAGUAAAGCUUAAGGUUCCAUGGAGUAGGCUUGGCCAAGAUCCUGUUUUAGUUUCCCUAGAUCGAAUUUUCCUAUUAGCAGAACCUGCAACCCAAGUGGAGGGGCGCAGUGAAGAUGCAGUCCAAGAAGCAAAGAAAAACCGAGUACGGGAAAUGGAGAUGAAGUUGUUGGAGAGGGCACAUCAAUUGAAGUCAGAAUUGAAUACAUCGUGGAUGGGAUCCCUUGUCAACACUAUAAUUGGGAAUUUGAAGCUUUCAAUUUCAAAUAUCCAUAUUAGAUAUGAGGAUCUGGAGAGCAAUCCCGGUCACCCCUUUGCAACGGGUUUAACUUUGGGGAAACUCUCAGCCGUGACAGUUGAUGAUAAUGGGAUGGAAACUUUUGUAACUGGUGGUACACUAGAUCGUAUUCAGAAGUCUGCUGAACUCGAUCAACUUGCGGUGUAUCUGGACUCUGAUAUAUCACCAUGGCAUGUUGAUAAACCAUGGGAGGACUUGCUCCCCUCAGAGUGGGUUCAGGUUUUCAAGUUUGGAACAAAUAAUGGUAAACCAGCUGAUCAUAUAAUGAAAAAGCACUCAUACAUUCUGCAGCCGGUGACUGGGAAUGCAAAGUACUCAAAGUUGCGGUCGAAUGAAUAUGCUAAUGGUGAUCAACCUGCUGGUCAACCUCUGCAGAAAGCAGCAGUGAACUUAAAUGACGUGACACUGUCUUUGUCAAAGAAUGGAUACAGGGAUAUCUUAAAAUUAGCCGAUAAUUUUGCUGCAUUUAACCAACGAUUAAAAUAUGCACAUUAUCGUCCAGUUGUGUCGGUAAAAGCUAAUCCACGAUUGUGGUGGAAGUAUGCCUUCAGAGUUGUUUCUGACCAUACGAAGAAGGGAAGUGGGACUUUAUCCUGGGAGCAGUUGCUGAGGGAUGCAAGGUUACGCAAGAAAUAUAUAUCUUUGUAUGCCUCUUUGCUGAAGUCUGAUCCAAACCGGUCUGUAAUUGAUGACAAUAAUGAGAUUGAGGAGUUGGAUCAUGAACUUGAUAUUGAACUCAUACUACAGUGGAGGAUGCUGGCUCACAAGUUUGUGGAGCAAUCAAUAGAAUCAGAGCUUCACUCAGGGAAGCAGAAAGCUCAAAAAUCGUGGUGGUCACUUGGAUGGGGCAAUCAAUCUCUUAAAGAUGAAAGUGAAGAGUUUCACUUCACCGAUGAGGACUGGGAACAGUUAAACAAAUUGAUAGGUUAUAAGGAAGAUAAUGAUGAUCACUCGAUGCUAUUCAACCAGAAAAUGGAUGCUCUUCAUACUCAUUUGGAGGUUCACAUGCAACAUAAUGCUUCAAAGCUCGUUGAUGAGUUCCAUGAGUCUCUUGCUGAGCUAUCAUGUGACGGUCUUGAUUGCUCCAUUAAGCUUUAUCCAGAAACUAAGGUUUUUGACAUGAAACUAGGGUCAUAUAGGUUAUCCUCACCACAUGGUCUCCUUGCUGAGAGUGCAAGUUCUUUGGAUUCUUUAACUGGCGUCUUUUGCUAUAAGCCUUUUGAUGCUAAGGUGGACUGGAGCAUGGUUGUCAAAGCUUCUCCAUGCUACAUGACUUAUUUGAAGAAUUCCAUUGAUGAAAUCAUCAAUUUUUUUGAAAGCAACCACGCUGUUAGUACGACUAUUGCUCUGGAAACAGCUGCUGCUGUGCAGAUGACGAUUGAUGGAGUCAAGCGCACAGCUCAACAACAAGUGAACAGAGCAUUGAAAGAUCAAUCAAGGUUUCUGUUGGAUUUGGAUAUUGCGGCUCCAAAGAUCACAAUUCCUACCGAAUUUCGUGCUAACAACGUUCAUUCAACAAAACUUAUGCUAGACUUGGGAAAUUUGGUUAUACGCUCACAGGAUGACUGCGGAAAGAGAUCAUCAGAGGUGCUUGACCUGUAUUUGCAGUUUGAUUUAGUUUUGAGUGAUGUUUGUGCUUUUUUGGUUGAUGGUGAUUACCACUGGAGUCAAACGUCUUUGCAUCAUUCUACCGAUUCUGGACAAUUAAGUGAUAUUAGCUUCUUGCCUGUUAUUGAUAAGUGUGGGGUAAUCUUAAGGCUACAACAGAUUCGACUAGAAAACCCAGCCUAUCCUUCAACAAGACUUUCUGUGCGAUUGCCUUCAUUAAGGUUUCACUUUUCUCCUGCACGAUAUCAUCGAUUGAUGCAAGUAGUAAAGAUCUUUCAGGUUGAAGAUGCUGAAAAUGUAAAUUUUAGUCGACCUUGGGAUCAAGCAGAUUUUGAGGGGUGGUUGCUGCUUCUUAUACGAAAGGGGAUGGGAAAUAGGGAAGCUGUGUGGCAGUGUCGCUAUCUAUGCUUAGUUGGGCCUUUUCUUUAUAUACUGGAAACUCCUGGUUCUAGAUCUUACAAACAGUAUAUCAGCUUACGGGGAAAACAAAUACAUCUAGUUCCAGAAGAAUUGCUUGGUGGUGUGCAACAUGUAUUGUCUAUCUCUGAUGCUGGCCGUUCCAUUAAGAAGGCUGUAGAAGAUGCAAAUGCAUUAAUAUUGCGGUGUGAUUCUGAUGAUCUGCGGCGAAGUUGGCAAAGCCGCUUGCAGGGGGCCAUAUACCGUGCUUCAGGUUCUGCACCUAUUACUAGUCUUUCGGAAACUUCAUUGGAUGCUGAUGAGUCAGAAAUGGAACUGAAUGACGAAAUUAACAGUUAUAAUGCAUUGAGAAUGGAACGUGUUUUUCUAACUGGGGUUCUUGAUGAACUAAAGAUCUGUGUCAACUACAGUAACCAGCAUGAACUGAGUUUUCUAAAGGUCCUUCUUGCAGAAGAGAAUCCUUUAUUUGAAUUUCGAGCAGUUGGUGGCCAGGUUGAGCUGUCAAUUAGAGCAAAUGACAUGUUUAUUGGCACUGUUCUGAAAUCAUUGGAGAUUGAAGAUUUAAUUUCUAGAAGCAUUAUUUCUCGUCCAACUUUCCUGGCAAGAUCAUUCAUACGAAGCGAAGAUGAGAGUUCAUCUCUUGAUGAGCCACAAAACCUUGACAACAGUAUGCCGACUCCUAGAGAAGGCGAGGAUGAGUUCUACGAGGCAUCAGAAAAUUUGGUUGAUCCUGAGUAUUUGAGUUCCCAAAGUUCACUUCCAUUUGAAAUUCCAUUGUUGAAGCCUCCUGUUUUUGUUCGAAUUCCUGGUUUAUUACCUGGUGAUACUGCUCAAAACAGGACGGAGGGCAUUGAACCAACUAAUACCUUGGACACUUUUGUGAAAGCUCAGAUAGUUAUCUAUGACCGGAACUCAUCUCUGUACAAUAACAUUGAUAUGCAGGUUUCAGUGACACUAGCUACAUUGUCAUUUUUCUGCCGUAGACCCACAAUUCUCGCCAUUAUGGAGUUUGUGGAUUCUAUCAAUGCUGAUGAUGGAACUAGUGAAUCUCUUGGUGAUAAUAAUUCACCAGCAGUGGUUAAUUUUGCAGAAAAUGUUGGUGAUGGAAAUGUAGCGACCAGUGAGGACCCUGUUGUUAAGGGUUUGCUAGGAAAGGGAAAAUCUCGAAUUAUCUUCAAUCUAAUAUUGAAUAUGACUCGUGCUCAAAUUUUUUUAAUGAAUGAAAAUGAAAUGAAGCUAGCAUCAUUAUUACAAGAAAAUUUACUUACAGAUAUCAAGGUCUUUCCAAGCUCUUUUAGUAUAAAGGCAGCUCUUGGAAAUCUAAGAAUAAGUGAUGAGAGUCUUCCUACGCAUCAUGCUUAUUUCUGGAUAUGUGAUAUGAGAAAUCCUGGGGGAAGCUCUUUUGUCCAGCUGGUUUUUACAUCUUUCAGUACUGGUGAUGAAGAUUAUGAAGGUUAUGAAUAUAGCCUUCUCGGACAGCUUUCGGAAGUUCGGAUUGUUUAUUUGAACCGUUUUGUACAGGAGAUUGUUAGUUACUUUAUGGGUCUUGUUCCCAACAACCCAAAGGGUGUUAUUAAGUUGAAAGAUCAGAUGACAAAUUCUGAGAAGUCAUUUACUACAAGUGAAAUUGAAGGUUUACCUGCUCUGAAGUUGGAUCUGUCACUUAGUAAGCCAAUAAUAUUGAUGCCUAGGAGAACAGACAGUCCUGAUUAUUUGAAGCUUGAUGUGGUUCACAUAACCAUACAGAACACAUUUCAUUGGUUUCAAGGUGGCAAAAAUGACAUUAAUGCUAUCCACUUGGAAAUAUUAAUGAUUCAGGUUGAUGAUAUCAAUUUAAAUGUUGGUUCUGGACUGGAAUUGGGUGAAAGUAUAAUUAAAGAUGUCAAAGGGGUUUCCAUUGGCAUUCGGAGGUCACUUCGAGACUUACUGCAUCAAAUACCAAGUGUUGAAGCUUCAGUCAAGAUAGAAGAGUUGAAAGCAUCUCUAUCAAAUAGGGAGUACCAGAUUAUUACCGACUGUUCCCAAUCUAAUAUAUCCGAGACUCCACGUGUAAUUCCCCCGCUGAACCAUGAUUCUGUGGCAUCCUCUGUUGAUAUGAUAGAAGCUGUUGACUUUCAGAAUGAAGUUAGUGUUGAAUCUGAGGUCCAGAAUGGGGAGGCAUGGAUUUCAAUGAAAGUUUCUGUUCUUAUUAAUCUAGUUGAGUUGAGCCUACAUAGUGGAGUAACCAGAGAUGCAUCUUUGGCCACAUUACAGAUUGCUGGUGCCUGGCUUCUCUACAAGUCUAAUAAUCUCGGGGAAGGCUUUCUCUCAGCAACACUUAAAAGCUUUACUGUGAUUGAUGAUCGGGAGGGAACAAAAGAAGAAUUUAGAUUGGCAAUAGGAAAUCCUGAGAAUAAUGGUUAUGGCCCUUAUGGCUCUCUAGCUGAUGAUGAAAACCGUCAGUUGCAUGACAGCAAGAUCAAACCAACCCCUACAAUGCUUAUGCUUGAUGCCAAAUUUGGUCAGCGCUCAACAUUGAUUUCCAUCUGUCUUCAACGGCCACAACUGCUUGUUGCACUUGAUUUCCUUUUGCCUGUUGCUGAGUUUUUCAUUCCUACACUUGGUAAUACAAUGCCGAAUGAGGAAAAUAAGAACCCUUUUAAUGUGGUUAAUCCACUUAUUUUGGACAACUCCUUAUAUAGGCAAAUUUCCGUCGAAACCUCUCUUUCUCCAUUAAGACCACUAAUUGUUGACAAUGAAAGAUUUGACCAUUUUAUCUAUGAUGGCCAAGGUGGAACAUUGCUUUUAAGAGAUAAACAGGGACAUAAUUUGUUUGCCCCUAGCAAGGAAGCUGUCAUAUAUGUUGGAAGUGGGAAAAAGUUGCAAUUCAAAAAUGUUAUCAUCAAGAAUGGGAAAUAUUUGGAUUCUUGUAUUUCAUUGGGAAGCAAUAGCAGUUACCUUGCUUCAAGGGUUGAUCAGGUCCAUCUGGAGAAAGAUGAUGAAACUUCAUAUUCGGAAUCCUCUGGAGAAAGCGAAGGCAAUAUACUAGCUCAAAAUGCUGCUGCUGACCGAUCCACAGAAUUCAUCAUUGAGUUUCAGGCUAUCGGCCCAGAACUUACUUUUUAUAAUACAUCCCGAGAUGUGGGAAUGUCACCGACCAUUUCUAAUAAACUCUUACAUGCACAAUUGGAUGCUUUUGCUAGGCUUGUAUUGAAGGGUGACACUGUGGAAAUGACCGCAAAUUCUUUUGGUUUAAUGAUGGAGAGCAAUGGAGUCAGGAUUUUAGAGCCUUUUGAUACCUCUGUAAAUUAUUCAAAUGCUUCGGGGAAGACUAAUGUACAUAUAUCUGUUUCAAAUAUAUUCAUGAACUUUACAUUUAGCAUCUUGAGACUGUUCUUAGCAGUUGAAGAAGACAUUUUGGCAUUUCUGAGGAUGACCUCAAAGCAGAUAACAAUAAUGUGCUCUGAGUUUGACAAAGUUGGAACUAUAAGAAAUCCAAGCAGCGAUCAAAUAUAUGCCUUUUGGAGGCCUCGUGCACCGCCUGGUUUUGCGGUUCUUGGUGACUAUUUGACUCCAUUGGAUAAGCCACCGACAAAAGGAGUUCUUGCUGUGAAUAUGAAUUUUGCAAGAGUGAAAAGGCCUAUAUCCUUCAAACUAAUUUGGCCCCCAUCUUCCAAGGAAAUGUAUGAUCAAGGCGUGAUCCGCUCUGGCUCUAUACCAAAUUCCCACAAAGUAGACGACAGUUGCACCAUUUGGUUUCCUGAAGCACCCAAAGGUUAUGUUGCGUUGGGCUGCAUUGUGUCUACAGGAAGAACACAACCACCUCUAACCUCUGCCUUUUGCAUUUUGGCCUCUCUGGUUUCUCCGUGUCCUUUGAGGGACUGUAUCACCAUAUUCUCGACCAAUGAAUAUCCAUCAACUUCAGCCUUCUGGCGUGUGGAAAAUUCUUUCAGUACUUUCUUGCCAGCAGACUCAUCAACGCUUAACUUACUUGGUGGAGCUUAUGAAUUGCGCCAUAUAAAAUUUGGGCUUCUAGAUUUUUCUCCUAUGGCUUCUAAAAGUUCAGAUGUUGAAACUUCAUCUUGUCAUGCUAAUGAACUGCAAUCAAAAAAUUCAACCUCUAUAAACUCUGGCCGACGCUUUGAAGCUGUCGCUAGUUUCCAGUUGAUAUGGUGGAAUCGGGCUUCAAACUCAAGGAAGAAACUAUCAAUAUGGCGUCCAGUUGUCCCUCAGGGGAUGGUGUUUUUUGGUGAUAUUGCUGUUAAAGGGUAUGAGCCUCCUAAUACUUGUGUUGUCCUUCAUGAUACUGGGGAUCAAGAGCUUUUCAAAGCACCUUUAGAUUAUCAACUUGUUGGGCAGGUUAAGAAAAAGAGGGGAAUGGAUAGCAUUUCUUUCUGGAUUCUUCAAGCACCCCCGGGAUUUGUGUCGUUGGGAUGCAUUGCAUGUAAGGGCUCUCCAAAAUUAUAUGAUUUCAGCAAACUGAGAUGCAUGCGGAGUGACAUGGUUGCUGGAGAUCAGUUCUUAGAGGAAAGUGUAUGGGAUACAUCUGAGACCAAGGCUACAGGAGAAUCAUUUAGCAUAUGGACAGCUGGUAAUGAACUUGGAACAUUUAUUGCUCGCAGCGGUUUCAAGAAACCUCCAAGACGAUUUGCUCUAAGGUUGGCAGAUCCUACCUCACCUAGUGGUUCAGAUGAUAUUGUCAUUGAUGCGGAGAUAGGAACCUUUUCUGCAGCGAUUUUUGACGAUUACGGUGGAUUGAUGGUUCCACUGUUCAAUCUAUCCUUAAGUGGAAUAGGGUUCAAUUUGCAUGGAAGAACUGAUUACUUGAACUCCACUGUUGGCUUCUCUUUAGCUGCAAGAUCAUAUAAUGAUAAGUAUGAAUCAUGGGAACCACUUGUGGAGCCAGUUGAUGGAUUCUUAAGAUACCAAUAUGAUCUCAACGCCCCAGGGGCAGCUUCACAGCUACGCUUGACCUCAACACGGGAUCUGAACGUGAAUGUUACUGUGUCUAAUGUUAAUAUGAUUAUUCAAGCUUAUGCCAGCUGGAAUAAUCUUAGUCAUGCGCCUGAAUAUUACAAAGACAGAGAAGAGUUUCCUCCAAAUUAUGGUGCCAGAUCUGUGAUUGACAUCCACCAGAAGAAAAAUUAUUUUAUAGUCCCACAAAAUAAGCUUGGUCAGGACAUUUUUAUUCGGCCAACUGAAAUCAGGGGUCUAUCAAAUGUAAUAAGAAUGCCAUCUGGGGAUAUGAAAUCUUUGAAAGUUCCCGUUUCAAAAAAUAUGCUGGAGUCUCACUUGAAAGGAAAUAUUUGUGCUAAAGUUAGAAGAAUGGUCACCGUUGUCAUAGUUGGCGCGCAGUUCCCAGUGAUUGCAGGGUUGACUUCAAAUGUCUACACUGUAGCAAUCCGUCUAACUUUAAAGCAGGAUAUGGGUGGUGAAUCAUGGUAUCAUCAACAAAGUGCACGCACAAGUGGAAGCAUCUCAAACUUUUCUUCUUCGGAGCAUGAAAUGGUGAACUGGAACGAAAUAUUCUUUUUUAAAGUUGACUGCCUGGACAAUUACUUGCUGGAACUUAUUGUGACUGAUAUGGGAAAAGGUGAUCCUGUUGGAUUCUUUUCAGCUCCUUUAAAUUUGAUCGCAGUCGACAUCCAAGACAGCUUAAAUGAGUCUGAUUAUCAGAACUACUUGACCUGGAUAGACUUAUCCCCUGCAAAACAUAUGGCCGAGGAUCAUGGAGAUAAGUGCAAUAAAGCAUCCGCCAGGAUAAGAUGUUCUGUUUUCUUAUCACCUGGAUCUGAAGUUGAGGACAGAGAUGAUUAUUCCAUUGGUGGAAGAAAACCUGGAUUUCUUCAGAUAAGUCCAAGCAAGGAAGGGCCUUGGAGUACUGUUAGAUUAAAUUAUGCUGCACCUGCUGCUUGCUGGCGACUAGGCAAUGAUGUUGUUGCCAGUGAAGUAAGUGUAAAGGAUGGCAACAGAUAUGUGACCAUAAGGUCUCUGGUCUCAAUACUUAACAAUACGGAUUUUGUACUUGAUUUGCAUCUUGUGUCCAAAGCUUCCAGAGACACAAAUAAAUCUGAAGAUUUACACAGUGAUGGUACUCAGACAGAUGAGUUCUUUGAAACUGAAAUCUACAAACCAAAUGCUGGUUGGGUUGGCUGCUCAAAUUACCCUGAUGGUGGAAGUCUCUGUGAGACUCAUUUUGGAGCGGAGCUGCCUUCAGGCUGGGAAUGGGUUGAUGAUUGGCAUUUGGACACAUCAUCUGUCAGCACUUCUGAAGGUUGGGCUUAUUCUCCAGAUAUUGAAACCCUAAAGUGGCCCGAGUCUUUUGAUCUUGUGAAGUUUGAGAAUCAUGCUAGGCAAAGGAGAUGGAUCAGGAAUCGAAGGCAUAUCAUUAGGGAGAUAAAGCAAGAGAUACCUGUUGGAUCAAUUAGACCUGGAGAUUGUGUACAUCUUCCUUUAUCAAGCUUAGCACAAUUUGGAAUGUACGUCUUGCAAUUAAGACCUUCAAGUCUUAAUACUUCUGAUAGUUAUUGCUGGAGUUCCGUGGUAGAGAGGCCUGGUCAAGCUGAGCAAAAUGGUAAACAGGAAGGUUCUGGAAUAUGCAUAUCCAAUCUCACAGAGUCUGAGGAACUAUUAUACUGCACCCGGAUAACUGGUACCUCUUCAAAUGGUUCAAACAGAAUGUGGUUUUGUGUAAGCAUACAAGCCACUGAAAUUGCAAAAGACCUUCAUUUGGAUCCUAUUCAGGAUUGGAGUCUUGUUGUUAAAUCACCAUUAUCUAUCAGCAAUUAUCUUCCUCUUGGCGCUGAAUACUCCGUUCUUGAAAUGCAAGCUACUGGUCAUUUUGUUGCCUGUGCUCGGGGGAUAUUUGCUCCAGGAAAAACUGUGAAGAUUCACGCUGCCAACAUAGGAAAGCCUUUGUUCCUUUCACUGCUUCCACAGAGGGGGUGGCUUCCAAUACAGGAAGCUGUUCUUAUAUGUCAUCCUAAUGGACUUCCAUCUAAAACACUAAGCUUAAGAAGUUCAAUUUCUGGAAGGAUUGUUCAACUCCUCCUUGAACAAAAUUAUGACAAGGAACGACCACCACUGGCAAAGAUAAUUAGAGUCUAUGCCCCUUAUUGGUUUGCAAUUGCCAGAUGCCCUCCACUUACAUAUAGACUUGUAGAUCUGGCAGGGAAAAAAUAUGUUCGGAAGAUAGCUCUUCCAUUUGACUCCAAAAAGAGCAAUGAAGUAAUUCUUGAGGAAAUUACUGAAGAAGAAAUAUUUGAAGGCCAUACAAUUGCUUCCGCUUUAAACUUCAACAUGUUGGGCCUCUCGGUAUCAAUUGCUCAAAGUGGCCAAGACCAGCAAUUUGGGCCUACUACAGAUCUUUCUCCUCUUGGUGACAUGGAUGGAUCACUGGAUCUCUAUGCUUAUGAUGCUGAUGGUAAUUGCAUAAGGCUAUUUGUUUCUGCAAAACCAAGUUUCUACCCAUCUGUCCCCACUAAGGUAAUUUCUGUAAGACCAUUCAUGACUUUUACAAACAGACUCGGUCAAGAUAUAUAUGUCAAGUUAAGCAGUUGUGAUGAGCCAAAAAUUCUUCGUGCAUAUGAUUCAAGAACCUCCUUUGUGUAUCACAAAGAAAGUGAAACGGAUAAACUUCAGGUUCGAUUAGAAGAUACAGAAUGGUCAUAUCCUGUUCAAAUUACAAAAGAGGACACCAUCUUUCUGGUUUUGAAAAGAUCAAAUAGUAGUCGAUAUAUUUUGAGGACAGAAAUAAGAGGCUUUGAAGAAGGAUCGCGUUUUAUAGUUGUAUUCCGCCUUGGAUUAACUGAUGGUCCUUUCAGGAUUGAGAACAGAAUGCCGAGCAAGACGAUCAGCAUUCGUCAAACUGGAUUUGAUAAUGGUGCAUGGAUUACGUUGGAACCAUUGUCAACAACAAACUUUUCUUGGGAUGAUCCAUAUGGUCAAAAAUUCAUUGAUGCUAAAAUAGAUUGUGGUGGUAGAAUUUCUGUGUGGAAAUUUGACCUGGAAAGGCCUGGGAUCUCUUCUGUAGAGAGUGGUGAAACAGCAUUGCAGUUCCAUGUUGUAGAUUUAGGGGAUAUCAAAAUUGCUAAGUUUAGAGAUGAUAUGGGUUCAACACCACAUGGAGAAAGCACAUCUUCGUCACCUGCCAGCUAUAGGGAAAAUUCCAACAGGCAGAUUGAGAUGCAUAAUGACAUCACACCUAUGGAGCUUAUAGUCGAACUGGGGGUGGUUGGGAUAUCUGUUGUGGAUCAUAGACCAAAAGAACUCUCUUACUUGUACUUGGAAAGAGUUUUCAUGUCAUUCUCUACCGGGUAUGAUGGUGGAACAACAAGCAGGUUCAAGGUCAUACUAGGUCAUUUGCAGCUCGACAAUCAGCUUCCUCUUUCCUUGUUGCCAGUGCUUUUGGCGCCUGAGCAGACCACUGAUAUUAACAAUCCAGUUUUUAAAAUGACUAUAACACAAUGCUCUGAAAACACUGGUGGUAUCCAAGUCUAUCCGUAUGUAUAUAUACGGGUAACCGAAAAGCUUUGGAGGCUUAAUAUCCAUGAACCCAUCAUCUGGUCAUUUGUUGAUUUUUACAACAAUCUUCAGCUUGAUCGUCUCCCCCAAAGUUCCAAUGUCACACAAGUUGAUCCGGAGAUAUGUGUGCAGCUGAUAGAUGUUUCAGAAGUAAGGUUGAAGGUGUCGUUGGAGACAGCACCAACUCAGAGACCUCAUGGCUUUCUAGGUGUAUGGAGUCCUAUUCUCUCUGCUGUUGGAAAUGCAUUUAAAAUUCAGGUGCAUCUGAGAAGAGUAAUGCACAGAGACAGAUUCAUGCGAAAGAGUUCUAUUGUUCCUGCCAUCACAAACCGAAUUUGGAGAGAUUUGAUCCAUAAUCCUCUGCAUCUACUAUUUUCUGUAGAUGUACUUGGUAUGACAAGCUCAACAUUGGCUUCUCUCAGUAAAGGGUUUGCUGAACUUUCAACUGAUGGACAGUUUCUGCAAUUACGUUCUAAACAGGUGGGAUCAAGAAGAAUCAGUGGAGUACGUGAUGGAUUUAUUCAAGGAACGGAGGCUCUGGCACAAGGCUUUGCCUUUGGGGUAUCUGGAGUGGUGACAAAACCUGUGGAGAGUGCCAGAGAAAAUGGUCUCUUCGGACUUGCUCAUGGGAUUGGGCGUGCAUUCUUAGGAUUUAUUGUACAGCCAGUUAGUGGAGCUUUAGAUUUUUUCUCAUUAACAGUUGAUGGGAUUGGUGCAAGUUGUUCCAAGUGCUUAGAGGUUCUCAAUAAUAAAUCCUCCUCCCAGAGAAUUAGAAACCCUCGGGCUAUUCAUGCUGAUUGUAUACUCAGGGAGUAUUCUGAGAGAGAAGCUGUUGGCCAGAUGGUACUUUAUCUUGCAGAAGCAAGUCGUCGUUUUGGCUGUACUGAAAUUUUUAAGGAGCCCUCUAAAUUUGCAUGGUCUGAUUGCUUCGAAGAAUUUUUUAUUGUGCCUUAUCAGAGGAUUGUGUUAGUGAGCAAUAAACGCAUCAUGCUGCUACAGUGCCCUGCUCCAGACAAGAUGGACAAGAGACCUUGCAAGAUUAUGUGGGAUGUUCCAUGGGAAGAGCUCAUAGCCCUGGAGCUGGCAAAAGCAGGCUGCCUUCAACCUUCUCACUUACUCCUCCAUCUCAAGAAUUAUAGAAGAUCAGAGAGUUUUGUUCGGGUAAUAAAAUGCAAUGUUGCAGAAGAAUCAGAUGAAACUGAACCUCAAGCAGUUAGGAUAUGUUCUGUGGUCCGUAGGGUGUGGAAACAGUUCCAAUCUGAUAUGAAGAAUGUAAUUCUAAAGGUUCCUUCAAGUCAGAGACAUGUCUACUUUUCUUCGGGUGAAUCUGAUGGCGGAGAGCCACGUACCCUUUCUAAAGCAAUCAUCGAAUCAAGAGAGCUAUCUUCAUCAAGUGUUACAUCUGAUGAAGGAAAAUUUGUGAGACACAGUAUCAACUUUUUGAAGAUCUGGAGCAGUGAACGGCAAUUCAAAAGUCGAUGUAAAUUGUGUAAGAACCAGGUUGUCGGUGAUGACAGCAUAUGUAGCAUCUGGAGACCCAUUUGCCCAAAUGGGUACAUCUCGAUUGGAGACAUAGCUCAUGUAGGCAGCCAUCCUCCAAAUGUUGCUGCUCUUUAUCGUAAAGUUGAUGGAUUGUGUGCACUUCCAAUUGGUUAUGACUUGGUAUGGAGGAAUUGCUUGGAUGAUUAUAAAUCUGCAGUAUCAAUUUGGCAUCCGAGGGCUCCUGACGGAUUUGUGUCUCCUGGAUGUGUUGCUGUGGCUGGUUUUGAAGAACCAGGACCUUACAUAGUACAGUGCAUAGCAGAAUCACAGGUAGAACAAACUGAAUUCGAAGAGCAAAAGGUAUGGUCAUCUUCCGAUUCAUACCCAUGGGCUUGUCAUAUUUAUCAAGUGAAAAGCGAUGCUCUUCACUUUGUUGCCUUAAGGCAAGUGAAAGAAGAAUCUAACUGGAAGCCAAUGAGAGUUAUUGAUGAUCCUUACCCUCUGGUGCAAUCUACAUAAGCUCAGUAAGUAAAUUUCUUUAUGUUUUUGAUUUGAUUGCCACUCUGGAAGGAAAAUUACAUAACCUUGUAUAAUAGAUUUUCCUAUAAAGUGGGGUUUUUCGGUUGCCCCUUUUCGGUUCAGUGAUAUACGAAAAGAGAAUACUACAAUUAUAGCAUAGGCGUGUAAAAAUUUAUUUUCAUAUCUCAAAUAAAAGGAAAAGCAACAAUUAUUUCA